AAGAGAGAGGGAGGAAUAAAUAAGAAAACCGGAAAAACGGAAGAAGAAGAAGAAGGAGAAGAAGAUCGAAGAAGAAAGAAAUAAAGAAACGUUUUAUCCAGACAAAACUUUGACCUAUUUUACUUCUGUUUUAAGGAUAAGAAGAAAGAAAAAGGUUGUUUUCUUCUUCUUCAGUUCUGACGAACAAGUUAGGGUUUACUGAGAUAUUUUUGAAUUUCUCACCUACUAUUCUGCUGCUUCUAUCUCAUCUCAAACUUCCCCUUUCGACUAGGGUUUCUCUUGGAAAGCAUGACUUGUCCCAAGUAGUUUAGCAUUCUCGUUGCAAACAAAAGAGUAAUUAGCAUCUUUUGAAGGUUAUUUCGGAGUAUGGAUGCACCGAGCUGGAUUAUACAGAUAGUAUGACGUUAGUAGCCUUUUUCACCCUUACUGAUAUGAAGGAUGGGCUCUUGACCCCUGCUAAAAUUGAAGAAUGGAUUGCCAUUUUGAAGAACGAGAACUUAUAUGCGCCAAAGAACAUGAGUGAAGCUGCUAGACAAUGGUGUACUGCUGCCAGUACCUUGGCAUCCACGGAGAAUAAAGAUAGUCUUGAUCAAUUUGUUAGGUUGGAUGGAUUGUUCCUACUAGACAAAUGGCUUCGACAAGCAUCCAACAGUAACGAGAUAAGUGACGGCUCUGUUGAAGAAUCAAUCAGAUUAAUAUUAGGAUCACUUAUGAAGCUGCCUGUAGGUAGGGAAAUUUGUGAUACUUCUGGAAUCAGGACAACAGUCAAUAAUCUCCUUGGGCAUAAGUGCGCUAAGGUUCAAGAAAUUGCAAAGAGUCUGUUUGAUAGUUGGAACGGAGGUGGGAACGACAGCGAAGCAUAUCAGCAGAAUGUUGUGAAUGAAAACCAAAUUUGUACAGAGGUAAAAACAAUACCUGCGGAUAGUGGCUCGGUGGGUCAUGGUCCACUCCGAGAAAAUGCUGAUGAAAAAAGUCACCUUGCUGCGAAACCAGUUGGUGGGGUAUUGCAACAUACUGGCAGCUCAGGUAGUUUUCAGUCAGGAUGCCUUAAAGAUGUCCAGGUUUCUGCUUCCAGUGAAAUACCUACAACCAUGACUUUGAAGAAUGAGGAUGUGAAUGAAGGUGAUGCUCAGUCUCGGUCAAUUUUGCCCAGUCCUCCUCCAGCAACAAAAUCUCCUGUGAAGGAAUCCUCUUUGGACCAAGAAGCAGCGGUACCUGUUUCUACUUCUCAUUCUCAAGAUCCAAUAGAAAAUAAUUUUGAAGAAGAGUCCAAAGAGGCUCCAGAUCAUGAGACGAAGACCAUCACAUGUGGCCUAGAUAAAACUGGUGAAGAGAAGCUGCAUUUUACUUCAUCGACAACUGUUCCUGAACCUCGUAUUUCCUCUAGUGAUCCUCCUUCAAAGGCUUUACAAUCUUCAGGGCCAUCUGUCCUAUGCCAUGUUGAUGCCAAAGACAAAGAUCCCCCUCCUAAGAAGACUACCACAACUGCUGCUGAGAAAGGUCCCAGGGCGUUGGCUUUCAACCCAAAAAGUGAGGUGCUUACUUCCGGGGUUCUAAAACAGUUGAGUAGCAAAAUGGAGAUCAAGCCUACAUCUCAGAUGGAUGGAUAUUCUAAUGCAUUAGCAAACUCACCUAUUGAUCGCUCUAACUUGAGGAAGCAAGAGAAUCAAGAGACUAGCAAUUCGAGGAAGCAGUGUGCUAAUGCAGUUAACGAUGGGAAAGAGCUAACUGGUAAGUUAGUUUUGAAGGAGCAAGGCGGGAAGACCAGAUCUUCAACAGCCCUUAGUGUAUCGAGUACUAUUGGUAGUUCAAAACUCUCAAAUAUAGCCGAUAAGAGUAAAUUGGAUAUGGAACUUGACUUUAUGAUAGAUGAUGCACUCGAAGUUGCUACCCAAGUUGCUAAAGAAGUUCGAAGACAAGUAGUGGAUUACAGGGAAUCAGUCUGCGGGUCUUCUUCUGGCAACAAUUCUGAUGCUGGCGGAGUCAUCCGGCCAAAGAGCCCCGAUUCAAUAAAUGGAGAGCUCCAUUCUGUCACGGGACGAUCUAGUGAAAUGUCAACUGGCGAAAAUCUCUCUGCUGGUUCAAAUCAAGAGGACGAUCAUUCAACAAAUUCGGAGAACAUGAGCGAACCUAAAGAUUCUGCCGCCGGCCAGGACUUACCUCAGGUCACUGCAGCUGCUCAGGUGCCAGAAGGGAAGACUGAGAAAAGCAUGUGCGACUUUGAUCUGAAUGACGAGGUUUCUUCGGAGGAAGUAAAUCAUCAAAGAACUUCAAACUCUCCCCCAGCAAAGUUUGCUUCUCCCUCAAAACUAGUAAAAUCCGAUUUUACUGCAGAACCCACUCUGUGUUUUGUCGAGGAACAAGGAUCAAAGAGAUCUGCUGCAGCAAGUGAGAAGACAGUCUCAGCUGAAGAGUGCAGCCCGAGUUUCAAGCAGAGACAGGAUUUUCGAGGUAUUGACUUGAAUUUGAUGGAAGGAGAUAAAAGUGAAGCUGUUGAUUUGGUAGUUGAGAAACAAAUCCCAGUCUCAUCAGGCCUACCUUCUGGGGAAUCUUGCGUAGAUGUGAAUUCAAGAAAAGUCGAUAGAUUGGAGUUGGACCUAAACCUCGAUGGUGACAACGAGAACAUGCCAUCAUCAGAUUGGAGGACAGAGGGACGAUUUGCUGGCAGUCAUCUGGAUUCCCGUCCCACCCUAUUCACUUCUGCAUCAUCAUCACUGAAGCAGGCUUCUUUGAAGAACAUCGACUUGAAUGAAGUUGAUUUUGGUACAUCUUCCUUCCAAAGAAAGAAUUCUCAUGGUGGGUUUCAGGUGGAGAAAGAUCCUAUUAUUUCUAUCAUGGGUACAAGGGUGGAGGUAAGGAGGAAUGAGUUCCCUCCCCAGACUCUGUCUUUCCUCCCAAAUGGACAGGCUACUGGUAGUUCCAUGAUGGAUGUCAAUCUAAGAGGAUUAUCAGGGCCUGCAGUAGGGGCACAACCUGCUACCACUUUUGCACCCUCCCCGUCUUUGAUGUUUGAUUACGGCGGGCUUACAAUGGGGCAUACUGUUCCUCUUUCCUUGUCUAUGUAUGGAGCAGCUGCCUCUGCACCUUAUGUUGUAGAUUAUAGAGGAGCCCCUGUGGCACCAGAGCUGAUGGGCUUCAUGGAGGCUGGUCCGUCAUCUUACUCCCGACCAUAUCUUAUGAGCAUGGGGAAUCAAUCAUCUCCUCUUGAUGGGGUUGGUCCCUCUACAAGGCCAGUACUUGACCUGAACUUUGGGCUGACAUUAGCAGCACCAGUGGCAGAUGGUGAGUUUAGGGAAUCAGGUGGUGGGUUGAGGCAGCUUUUAAGUACUCCUGGGAAUGGUUCUUUAGUGGAGCAGCAGCAGCAAAUGAGGUUAAGUCUUCAGCCGCUGAGUUCAGGGCUUGGGUUGAAAAGGAGUGAACCAGAUUCAGGGUGGGAUGGGCACCCUGUCAAUUUCAAGCAUCAGUCACAGUGGCGCUAGAGAAAGGUAUCUGCAACCAGAGAAUGCUGAGGAUUUGGUGUGUUUGUUGUAUCUAUAACUUUAUUUUCUUCACUUCUCAUAAAAUUAUCAAACAGGACAUAAGAACUUGUAUCUCAAUUCUCCUUUAUAGAUUACGAGGGUCUAGACAGAGGAGAGGUCUUGGUUGUAUAUCUGGCGAAGUAACAAUGAUCAAUAUUGGGGCCUUAACUCUUACAUAAUAUUUCUUAUUCCAUCUAUUCUUCUC
Molecule: messenger RNA, 3723 nt
Organism: Papaver somniferum (opium poppy)
Lineage: Eukaryota; Viridiplantae; Streptophyta; Magnoliopsida; Ranunculales; Papaveraceae
Exons: 4
Coding region: 399-3479 (1026 amino acids)
Source: RefSeq, a predicted model, not a curated record